AUGGUCUUCGAGGAUGAGAGCAGCGAAGACUUGUCCGGCCUGCAGAUCUCCUCCGACGACGAAGGGAUGCAUUAUCAGAUUCCUGCUAGCAUUGAAGACCAAGACUACAAUGACUUGGAGAAUGCAUCAGAGGGGCUUUGCGUGGAGCAUCGGCUGCCAACUGUGCGCCGUGUAGCUCUUGAAUCAUUUGAGACGGGCAAGAGGUUUCUAGUUCGUGCCCAGCCCGAAGCUGUGAAUUGUGGUUUCCUUGCUUGGGUUGACGCAGAGUGGCCUCCCACAAUGCAAAAUGCAUUGUUGAACCUUUGGAAAAUGUUUGAAGACAGCAGGACUGCUAGGAGGAAGGAUAACCUGGAAAGUUCACUUACUAUCCACCACCUUAAAGAAGAGAAAAGGACAACUACGCUGGACAAACUAGUUGAAGAUGUCCAUCAACUUCUCAAUGACCAGGAGGACAGGGUGUUGGAUUUAUCCAGUAGCAGUUUCUGUAAAAAAAAAUAUCCAGUAGCUGUCCUAACUCAUUGA
Molecule: messenger RNA, 522 nt
Organism: Aegilops tauschii subsp. strangulata
Lineage: Eukaryota; Viridiplantae; Streptophyta; Magnoliopsida; Poales; Poaceae
Source: RefSeq, a predicted model, not a curated record